GUACGCGUCUAUUCCCCGUUUCGCCAAGUUUUGCUGUUAAGAAUGAAUUAUACAUUUUAGCACCGGCUGGACAAAGCCUUGCCAUUCCAAAACACUCCAAACCGGGUUAACCAGCCGUGACAUGUGUCGACCUACGCUAGGUGGAUGUCACAAGUGAGUGACAGCUCCACAACAAUCUGUUUCCGAAGAGCUGGACUUUUGAUUUACGGUGAGAGAACACAAGUGGAUAAAAUAACGUAAUACGUCCUGUAACUUAGAGAAUGGACUUUCGCGGCAGGAGGCAUGAGCGAGGCAGCAACUGGACCGACCCGGAGAUAGUGGAGCUGCUCCAGCUGUGGUCCGAUGAGUCGGUCCAGAUUGAACUGGAGAGCUCAUUGCGCAACCAGCGUGUGUUUGACCGCAUAGCCCACAUCUUGCGUGAAAAGGGCAUCUAUCGCACAGGUGACCAGUGUAGAGAGAAGAUUAAAAAAAUGAAGCUAGAGUACCGGCGCAUCAAGGACAACCACAAAAUGAGGUCUUGGAAGUUUUAUGAUGUGAUGGACAGAGUGCUGGCGAACCGACCGGCCAUCACCUACUCCUCCCUGGGCGGAGCUGUCAUAGCACAACAGGUGUUUCAGAGCCCGGGUGGACCCGAUGCAUACCUGCAAGGAGUUCCACCUGGCGCCUUUGGUCCUGCUUCCUCAGGUGGGUUUCUCUUUGGUCAGCCUCCAAAAACGGGAGAUCCUCUGGAUAUAAAAUGUGAAGAUGUUGAAGAGAGCAUGCUGAACUCGAGUGUUGCACCCCCUGAGAUGUACUAUGGAUCUGCAGAUGAGCAGGAGACGGAUGGGCAAUCUCUACUGGGCCCAGACGACACACUUGGUCGAGGAGAGAGCUCAAUAAAUGCAAGAAUCUCACCUUCAGGUUUUAGUGAACUGAACAUUGCUGGCUCUGCCACAGCUGCCACCCAUGCGGUUGGUGGUCCUGGGCCUCUUGACACACCUGAGCCACCUGGUAAGGAGGGUUCUCACCCCUCAACUUCUGCGAGACAGAGGAAGCGUCGCAGGGGUGGGAAAUCAUCAUGGAGCCACGGAGGUGCUAGAUGUGGCAGCCAAGGGAGCCUGGAUAAAGCCCUGGCCAGCUUCCUGAACUGGCAGCAGUCAGCAGAGGAGCGCCUCCUCUCCCUGGAGGAGGCGCGGCUGGAGAGAGAGUUUCAGGCGGAGGAGCGAAGGGAACAGAGGGAGGAGAGGAGGGCGGAACAGGAGCGCCAGCAUGAGCUCCGCCUGUUCAGCAUGCUCACGGGGGCAUUGGCUGCUGUCGGACAGGCUGCUCCGACCACUGUGACAACACCGACUGACCCGUGUGCUUCACCCCAAGCUCAUCUGUCAGCUUCCCUGAUCACCGCCGUCGCCCCCUCCGUCUCAUCAUCGUUAUCUCAGCCGCCCUCAGAAGCUCCCACGGCACAGGCUGUUUCCACUCAAGAGACAACAACAAUGUCAACACCGCCUACAUCUGACAAGGCCUGCAAAAUGUCUCAGAAUGUUUUGGCAACGCUGAAAGGUACAGAAACUCCCGGCCGUAGCGUGUACCUGUCGAAUCGCGGUAACAGCAUCCGACAGCAUCAAGGCAUUCUCCAGGAAGGCUAUGCCCAAUAUGGAAUGAACAAACACCAUGACACAGACAACCCUGAUGGUGUCAUCAACAUGGGAACCAGUGAGAACAAACUCUGCUAUGAUCUUCUUCACAAACGGCUGACCAAGCCUGACAUGCUCCAUAUUGACCCAUCCUUGUUGCAGUAUUCAGACUGGAGGGGGCACACAUUCCUGAGAGAAGCGGUUGCAAAGUUCCUGACUCACUACUGCUGUUCUCCAAACCCACUCAAAGCUGACAAUGUUGUGGUGAUGAAUGGCUGUGGCUCCCUCUUCUCGUGUAUUGCUGCAGUAAUUUGUGACCCUAAAGAUGCCAUUCUUAUUCCUACUCCUUUCUACGGUGUGAUCACUGAAGAUCUGCAUUUGUAUAGUGAUGUUAAACUCUUCCAUGUUCCUCUGGACUGUGAGGCUGAUAGCAAAGACAGUCGACCCUUCCACCUCACUGUAGGGAAACUAGAAGAAGGUCUGAAAAUGGCUAAGCAAGAGGGGUUGACUAUCCGAGCUGUUAUACUGAUGAACCCUCACAACCCUCUGGCUGAGAUCUACACGCCGGAGGAGAUGAUUGCCUUCUUGGAAUUUGCCAAAAGGAAUGAGCUCCAUGCCAUUGUAGAUGAAGUGUACAUGCUGACGGUCUUUGAUAAAUCUGUCACCUUUCACAGUGUCCUCAGUGUAGACAGUUUGCCCGACCCACAGAGGACGCAUGUAAUGUGGGGGAUGAGCAAGGACUUUGCAAUGUCAGGACUCAGAAUAGGCACUCUGUAUACUGAGAAUAGAGACCUCGUGGAGGCUUUGGCCCAGCUGGGCUCCUUCCAUGGUGUCCCUGGAACCACGCAGCACCAGGUAGCACAACUGCUUCAGGACAGAGAGUGGAUCAGUGAGGAAUUUUUGCCUGAGAACAGAGGCCGACUGAAAGCUGCUCACAGUUUCCUGACAGGAGAGCUGCAGAGCAUGGGCAUCCCCUAUCUGGACAGGCCUGCUGCGCUGUACGUCUGGGCUGACCUGAGGAAGUACCUCAGAGAGUCGUCGUUUGAGGAGGAGUUGUCUCUGUGGAGGAGUUUCCUCAGACACAAGGUGGUGUUGAGCUGUGGCCAGGCCUUCUCCUGCUCCACACCUGGCUGGUUCCGCAUCGUCUUCGCAGACCAACAGCACCACCUUCAGCUCGGCCUGAAGCGAAUCGGGGAGGCGUUGAAGGAAAUUGAGGAGAAAGGUGCCAGCCCUGAUUCACACUCCAUCAAAGAAGCCAGUGAGGAGAGCAAAAAGUCAGUGAAAGAGGACAGUGCAGAUCCAGACAAUACUGCGACUGUUAAUUCAACAUCAUCACCCCAGAGCAAGUCAUCAGACCAGCUGAAGGAGAAGGAUAGCCCUGUUCCUGACACAGGCUCGUUGACCACUGAGGAGUUUGUUUUGCUGGGCUGCCAAGCAUCGAAACCCGCAGAGGGUCUGGACUCUCUGAUUGGUACUCUCAGGCAUCAAAUCCGCUCUUCUGAUUGGCUGGAGAAAAACACUCCGGAGCUGUCUGCCGGAGAGGACCCAGAGAUUCUUGAUGUAUUCAAGGCCCUGCUGCAAAGAGCCAGAAAGUAAGCUUAGGAUAAACAGCCACGAAUGUAGCUGCCAAAUUUCAAGAGGCAGUACUUAAGCAUCCCUCUCGCUCCCUGCCUUUUAUGGUGAAAAGCCUGAUACAAACACCUGACACAAGGUCAAAUCUGAUGCCUGUUUUUGAGGAGUGAAGAGGAAACAUUCACCGCAAGCCAGCUAAAGAGGAAACAAGAAGCAAAAAGCAUCGCAGGCAAGGCCAGGAUGGAAGAACAGGGCAGAGUACUUUUCGAUCUGCAUCUUGAGGCCUUAGUUUUAAGCUGCUGUGGGAGACUGCCUUGCCUUUUUGUAACCCAGAGUCAAAAGAUUUAUGUUUGUUUACUCAAAUUGUCAAAGUGAAUGCCAAAUGUAAGUCAACCAAAAGCAGUCACAUUCUAUUCUCAAACUUUUGAAAUCUCUUAAUCUGAAUUAAACAUUUUUAUUAUUUUAAUCAUAUGCACUUUAUUUUAUCAGAAUGUAUUGUACUUCCUGUAAAGUUAAUGAUGGGUAAAUA
Molecule: messenger RNA, 3711 nt
Organism: Seriola dumerili (greater amberjack)
Lineage: Eukaryota; Metazoa; Chordata; Actinopteri; Carangiformes; Carangidae
Gene: accs
Product: 1-aminocyclopropane-1-carboxylate synthase-like protein 1
Exons: 16
Coding region: 261-3206 (981 amino acids)
Biological process (GO): amino acid metabolic process; biosynthetic process
Molecular function (GO): pyridoxal phosphate binding; transaminase activity
Source: RefSeq, a predicted model, not a curated record